Molecule: messenger RNA, 2382 nt
Organism: Oppiella nova
Lineage: Eukaryota; Metazoa; Arthropoda; Arachnida; Sarcoptiformes; Oppiidae
Source: the annotation of a GenBank genome assembly
AUGGUUAUGAAAGGCUAUCGCAAACCACUGACCACUCAAGACAUGUGGUCUCUGGAGGACGAGAACCAGACCUCUGUUUGUGUCGAAAGAUUCAACAAAUACUGGAAACCUAUUCAAUUAGGUGUGUCCAGUCUGGCCGGCAUAGCCUUUAUGGCAAUUAUGAUACCCAUAAACACCAUGAAUACCACUAAACAAGAUAGGCUUUGGACACAACUACUCGAAUGGAGGGACAAGAGGGUUAUGGCUAUCAAUGAGAUACUUAACAACAUUAAAGAAUCGAGUGAUAAAGUACUCAAAAAUGUUAAUUUAAAUAUUGAGAAAAACUCUUUGGUGGCAGUCGUGGGUCAGGUCGGGGCUGGGAAGUCAUCCCUACUGUCGGCAAUAUUGGGAGAUAUGGAGAAAAGUAGUGGUGAAGUAAAUAUUAGUGGAACUGUAGCGUAUGUCUCACAACAGGCAUGGAUUCAAAACACUACUCUAAGACAGAAUAUUCUGUUUGUUAAUGAAUAUAAUGAGAGAUUCUAUGAGAAAGUGUUGGAUUCGUGUGCUUUGAGACCCGAUUUGGAGAUCCUUUCGGCGAAAGAUAUGACAGAAAUCGGCGAAAAGGGAAUCAAUUUGUCGGGCGGACAGAGANGUUGGAUUCAAAUCGGCGAAAAGGGAAUCAAUUUGUCGGGCGGACAGAGACAGAGGGUUUCACUCGCGAGGGCUGUCUAUUCAGACGCAGACAUCUACUUAUUGGACGACCCCUUAAGUGCUGUUGACGCCCACGUCGGCAGACAUUUAUUUGAUGAGACAAUCGGUCCGAAAGGCAUUCUUCGGAAGAAAACUCGUGUUUUAGUGACACAUAAGGCAUCGGUUUUGCCAGAAGUCGACAAAAUAAUUGUCUUAAAAGAUGGACUGAUCUCUGAAUUCGGAUCAUUUGAUGAACUGAUGGCUAAAAGUAGAGAAUUCGCUGAAUUUAUAGCCGAAUAUGUGUUGAGACAGGAGUCAGAAGAGGUGGACAUUGAAGACAAGAAAGAGUUAGAAAUGUUAGCAAAACUGAGACAAAGAGUGAAACCAAUUAUCGAAAGACAAGAAUCGCGUAACUCAUUGGCCAGCGAUGGUCUAGUCCGACGACAUGGAAGUCAUAUCUCGACGACUACUGAUAGCGAUGACCAGAAAAUACCAGAAGCUGGGGAUCAAAUUGAAGACAUACAACAAAAUGAUGGAAAACUAAUAGAUGAGGAGAAACCAGAGACCGGUUCCAUCAAAACCCAUGUCUAUAAGAAAUACUUUCAUUGGGUUGGCGUCCGGUAUCUAAUUGUAAUAUUCUUGUCGUAUACCAUCGCAAAGACCGGAGCCGUAGCGUCGGGACUUUGGUUGAGUAAGUGGUCAGCCGAUGCACUCGACGCCCAACUGGCCCACGAUUAUAGACUACGUAUGAUAAGACUGGGACUGUUCGCUGGGUUUUGUUUAGUGGAAACGGUGUUCAUAUUAUCUGCCCAACUGUCCAUUAGUCUGGGAUGUGUCGGUGCGGCUAAACGGUUGCAUCGGAUUCUGAUUGAGCGUAUGAUGAGAGCACCCGUCGCUUACUUCGACACAACACCUAUUGGUCGUAAUCUGAGCCGAUUCUCGGAGGACAUGGAGCUCAUAGAUAGUGAACUACUGUUUGAUUUCCGUAUAAUGUCUAUACUUCCCAUAAUCAUAACGUAUGUCACGUGUCAACGAAUUUAUUCCGCGGGUUUACGGCAAAUACGACGACUCAUAUCGACGUCCAGUUCCCAUAUUAUCAGUCACUUUGGAGAGACAUUUAACGGCACGUCUACCAUUAGAGCCUAUGGAGCGAAACGGCAUUUCCUUAAAGAAUCGCACCGUCGUAUCGAUGGGAGUAAUGCCUGCGCCUAUCAAUUGGUUUGUUCCCGAGGAUGGCUCGCUAUAAGAUUAGAGCUCUUGGGCUAUAGUAUAGUGUUUUUGUCGGCUCUGUUCGCAGUUGUAUUUCGAGAGACAGUGAGUGCAGGUGUGGCCGCACUGGCCAUCAGUUAUGCCCUCAACAUAACCGCUCUUAUCGAGCGAUUCAUUUACGGUGUCACAGAAACAGAGACCGAUAUCCUGGCCGUCGAGAGGUGUCUGAAGUUCAUUGAAAUGCCUUCCGAGGCCGAGUGGUUCAACGAUCGGACAAAACCGCCGCCCGAUUGGCCACUAAUGGGAGGAAUAGUGUUCUCCAACUAUAGCACUAAAUAUAGACAGGAAUUGCAUUUAGUGCUCAAAAACAUCACAUUUGAUGUCAAACCGAGGGAAAGGCUGGCAAUAGUGGGCCGAACCGGUGCUGGAAAGUCAUCCCUGGCUUUGGGUCUCUUCCGACUCAUUGAAGCCACUGAUGGGACGGUUAGUAUCGAUGGCAUCGAC